Tinamus guttatus (white-throated tinamou) is the source of this 6279-nucleotide messenger RNA. Lineage: Eukaryota; Metazoa; Chordata; Aves; Tinamiformes; Tinamidae. The record is from RefSeq and is a predicted model, not a curated record.
AUGCUUGCUCAUAUGCAAUCUGUGCUUGAUGAAAGGGCGUGUUUAUAUGAAGAGGAACGUUCUGAACUUUUGCUGGCUCUUGAAAAUGCUAAGUCCGAAAUUGUAGAGAAGGAAGAAUUGUUGAGAAAAUCUAAUUCUGACAAAGCUGAUGUAAGUGCUGGGGACAGGAAGACAACUCUGGAUAACAGCAAUGAAAUUGAUAUAAUCAAUCAAUUGGAGAAAGAAAAAGAAGCCUUACAGAGAGAAAUUUUGGCUAGCAAAGAAGAUGCAACAAAAAUUCAAAAAGAAAGGGAAGAGCACACUAAACUUGCAGCAGAUUUUGAUGAGCAGAAGAAACAGCUUGAGCAUCUUAAAGAGGAACAUAAAGCACUCUGGAAAGUUUUUCAAAGGGAAUGUAAAGAAUUUGACUUUAAUCCGUUACAAAUGCAUCCUCCAGAGGAAGAGAUGGCUUCAUGUAAAGCAGUACUGGAAGAAGAGGAAAUUGAUCUGAGGAAUUUGGAAUCAGAUAAACCAAGAAGUAAGGUUCAGGUUGCAGCCUUAGAAGAGUCAGAAAACUUAAUGGCAAGUAAAGACAUUGAGUUAGAAGCACUAAGACAUGAUUAUGCAGAACUUCAGGAAGAAACAGAAGCGCUAAAGAAAGAGUUGAGAAAGGUAUCAGUUGAAUUUGGUGACAGAAGAGUAGAAACAGUCAACUUCAACUCAGUGAGGCUGCAGGAGCAGUACCAGGAGCAACAUAAAGACAGCAUGUUGGAGGAGAUAGGUCAGCUGCAGAAAAAGCUGGAAAUGUAUGAGACGGAAGCUAUGGACCUUAAGACAGUACUUGAACAUGUGAAUAAUGAAAAGGAUGAACUUAUUAAAAAGAAUGAAGAGGAUUGUAAGGUGAGCCAGGAGAAACUGGAAAGGCUGAGAAAGGAAGCUAAGAGAGAGGUUGCAGAAAAGAUUGAGGAAAUAGAGGCAUUGCGUUGUUCGUUUUUGGAUUUCAAAGAUAAGGCUGAUCUGGAAAAGGAAGCGUUGAAAGAUGCUGUAAAGGAAGGUCAAGAAGAAGCCCACCAUUACAGAACAGCAUUUGAGGAAAUAAAGAGUGAGAAAGAGAAAAUUAUCAGUCAUUUAGAAAAGUCCAAUUUGGAGCUAAUUAAUGUGAGAAGGGAGGUAAAAUAUAUCAGUGAAGAAAAUAAAAAGCUCUUGACAGAGCUACAGAUACUACAAGAAAAGGCUGGGAUAAGCAGUCCUGUGAUGUCAUGCAAAGAAUUUAAGGAAGAAAAUGAUGCCGAAAAGGAAUUGGGACAGUCAGAAAUUAAUUUGCUGCAAGGAAAGUUACAGGAUAAGGACACCUGUCUUCAACUCUCAGAGACUGAUUAUUCCAGAAAAGCUGAACUAAAGGAAACCACAGAAUAUGAGAUUCAGAAGCAAUUGCCAACAGCUGAAGAGCGACCAGUAAAACCUGCAAGUGUAAAUGACUCAAAGGCCCAAGAGCAAGGAGCUGCAGCAGCAGAGAAGUCCAGAGAGCGCCUCCAGAGAAAGCUACAUGCAGCUCUAAUAUCACGGAAGGAAGCCUUGAGAGAAAACAAAUGUCUAAAAGACCAGAUUGAUAAAUUGCUUUUGGAAAGAGAGGAACUAGUGAACAAGACAAGUACACUUGAACGUUUGGUGUCAGAGCUUCCUGGAGAAAAGGAAAAUUCCAAAGCAGCUUCUCCGUUGUAUGAAGAGGAGAGCCUUGUUUCUGAAAAUGCUCGACUUCUAGCUGAAAAUGAAAACCUAACUGCUGCAUGUGAAAGUCUUAAAUCUACCAUGGAGACUAUAGUUCAGGAAAAAGAGGCCUUUUCUUUCCAACUGACUACUUUAAAAGAUUCUCAGACAGUUGAAUUGACAGGAUGGAAGGCUAAGCAUAGUGAAUUAAAGCAAGAAUAUGAAUCACUUCUUCAGGCAUAUGAAAAUAUCAGUAGUAAAAUAGCAGAUAUGAGGCAAGUUAUUGACCUCACUAGAAAAGAGAAGCUAGAGGCUAUUCAAAGACUCAGAGAAGGGGAAUCUGAGAAGGAGGCACUUAAGGAGCAUUUUCAAAAACUCACUGAUGAAAAUGAAGUUAUAAAGAACCAGCUGAAACAGCUCAGUGAAUCCAAAAAAAUGGAAGCUGACGAAUUACAGAGUAAAGCACAAAGGCAACUACAGGAGCAAGAGGCAAGGAUGGAAGAACAUCAGGAUCACCUUCAUGAACUCACUCAUCGUAAUUAUCAGCUAAUGGAGGAAAAUGAGCAGCUGAAACAAACUUCUGAAAGUUUAAAACAGGCUUUAGAGAAAAUUCAGAGUGAAAAUGGCAUCCUUCAUAAUGACAUCGCUGUAACAAAAGCAACUUUGAGAGACCUCCAAGUUCAAAUGGAGGUGUACCAGAAUGAUAUGCAGUCUAAAAUCAGGGAUGCAUUAUAUCUUAAAAACAGCUGCUUUACAAAGCUAGAUGCUGAAUGUACAAGUCUUACACAAGAAAUCGUUAGUCUGACUGAAAAAGUCAAGAUUUUAGAGGAUGAUAAAUGCCUGUUACAGGAGGAAUUAGAAAGUGUGCAAGAAAGUUCUUACAAAGUAAAGAAUGAGAGAGAAUUUCUUGAGACAGAAUUGCUGAACCAUGUUAAAAAGGUUGAUUAUCUUACUGAUCGAUUGAAAUCAGCACAGAUGCAGAAUAACUUACUGUUAGAGCAGCUGGAAGAAUUAAAGGCAGAAAAAUGUAACAUGAUUAGAGAAAAAGAACAACAGCAGUUGCAUCUUGUAAAAGUGUUUGAGGAGAAAGUGAAAUGUGCACAGAGAGACAAUAGUGGAACUAAAACCAAAACAAAAGAAUUACAAGAACUCCUAAAGGAGAAACAGCAGGAAAUCAACCAUUUGCAAAAAGAUUCAAUAAGGCUUCAGGAGUUGAUUCUGGACUUGGAAAGAUCCAUGAAAAUAUCACAGUCAAAAAAUGAAAAAAUUGAAAAGGACCUAAGUAAUACAUCAGAAAAGCUUGCCAAAUCAAAUGAAGAAAUAAAUCGUCUCAAAGAAAUGCUUUCUUUGCAGAUGAGCGUGUUGGAUAAGUCAAAGAAUGAAGUUGACAGGCUUACAGCUGAGAACCUGCGUUGGAAAAAAGAACUUAAGAAAAAAGACGACCAACUACAAAACCAAAAGGGAGAAUAUGAGAGAGACUUGGAACAAGUUCACGAAAGAGAGUGGUUGAACCUAGAGGAAAGACACAGUGCCCUUCAGCGAGAGAAAGACAGGGCGCUUGGUGAUAUUCAGGAGCUGCAAGAGGAAUUAAGCAGUAAGGACUUGCAAAACAAGAAACUUCAAGCAGAUUUGAAUGCAGCUUUGGCCCAAUUGGCCGCCUUUACAAAGUGUAUGUCUUCUCUUCAAAGUGACCGGGACAGAGUCAUCGGUGAAAUGCAAAACUGGGAAAUGCAGUUUAAGGAGGUAAUUCAAAGUAAAGAGAAACAGAUUGAAGACUAUAAUAAAAGGAUCUUGACUUUACAAGAUGAAUUGAAAGACAAAAUGGCUGAAAUUCAAGAACUGAAUAUCAAAUAUUCUGUGGCGGAGGACACACAGGCUGAACUGUAUUCGAGGCAAAAAUCUGUUGAUAAACAGUGCCAUGAAGAGCUCUGCCGCGUAAAGGAAGAAAAUAUGCUUUUUCUCAGCAGGCAGCAGGAGCUGGAGAGUGUUCUUCAGUCAAAAGAAGCAGCUUUGCAAGCACUUCUUAUGGAGAAUAAUUCUCUUACUCACCUCGGAGAGAGCUGUAAAAGUGCAGGAAAAGAGAUAAAAGCCCUGGAAAGUAAUUUUACUGGGAAAGAACAAGAAUUCCAACAACUUCUAACUGAAAAGGAAAAGACUCGUGCAGAAUUGGAAAAGCAAAUUGCCAUUUCUGAACAAAUGAAAAUAAUGUUAAAUAAUAAAGAUAAAGAAAUUUCCCUACUCAUUUCUUCAAAAGGUGAUGAAAUUUCUGAUUAUCUGAUUCAGGUAAAAAGUGAGCAUAGAAAGCAGAUUGAAGAAUAUGAAGUUCAGUUAAAGUCCUUGCAGAUAGAGACGCAACAACGUGAGGAAUCCUGUCAGAGGAUGGAAAACGAACUGAGAAGUCUCCAGGUGAAAGCAGACAGAGCAGGUCAAGAGAAAGCUGCAAUUGCCAGUGAAAUAGAUGCCUUCAAAAAAUCAAUGUCAUCUCUUCAGAAUGACAGGGAUAAUCUUUUUUCUAAAUGCAAAGAGCUGGAACAUCUUCACCAAAGCGUUUUAAAGCAGAGAGACAGUCUUAUAAUUAGCAAUGAAAGUGAAAGCAGUGCUCUGAAGCAAGAAGUAAGGAUACUUCUCAAUCAGAUAGAUGAUCUCCAUUCUGAAAAUGCAAUGUUAAAUGCACAGCUAGUGAAGUACAGGGAAGAUCUUAACCAAGUUUUAUCUUUGAAAGAUCACCAGCUGAAAGACUUACUUAAGCAAAAAAUGGAUUGUAUUAAAAGCCUUGAACAAGAAAAAUGCAGUCUUCAAAAACACAUGACAGAAAUGCAACUGAUCAAUGAAGCGCAGAGGGAUGCCGCUGUGUCUUUGGAACACGAGAAUGAAAAAUUAAUAUCUAAAGUAAAUGACUUGGAAUAUUUAAUUGCAUCAUUAAACAAAGAGAGGCUUGUUUCUGAAUCUGGAGAGAAACUGUUGUCUAGUGGCAGUACUCAGAAAAAGGAACACGUAGCCCGUGAACAGUACGAAGAAAAAUUUCAGAAGAGGAUUCAGGAAGUCCAGGAAUCAGUAGGCAAAAAUAAUAAUGGUGCAGAUGAGAAAUACAAUAAGACUGUUUUGAAACAGGAGCACAGAGCUGCAGCUGAUGAUUCUGCUGAGAAGAUGAUACUAGAAAUUCAGUUUCAGAAUAGGGAACUAAGAUCCCAAAAUGAGGCCUUUGGGAAAGCAAUGACAGCUCUGCAAAAUGAUAGAGAUAGAAUAAUAGAGGACUUCAAGGUACUUCAGAGCAAAUAUGCAUCCAAACUCAAAUCUGAAAAAAGGAAGGGAGGUGAAUUUAAAGCUGAAUUGGACAACUUUAAAUUGCAGCUCAUCAGUGUACUCAAAGAAAAUGCUCUUCAAAACCAGGUGCUUUUUGAUGCUGCAAAUAAUGUCACGCUUGAUCAAAUUGCUGAAGAAAUUGGCAAUCUGUGUAAGAUGUUAGACAGCCGGGAGCUGGAGAUUAGCAGGCUCACAUCUGAGCAUGGGAAUUAUAUUAGCCAGAUUGAAGCAUUUUCCAAGGCUAUGGCCAGUCUUCAGGAUGACAGAGACAAAUUGCUGCAGGAACUUGGCAAGCAGAAGCUGGCUUCUGAGACUAAACAGGGCACGGCUUCAUUAGCCAUUGCUUGCGACAGCAUCAGUGAGAUAAAUUCUCUUAAAAAUACUUUGGAUACCUCUCAGAUGGAUAGGGGAAGAUUGGCUAAAGAAGGAGCCAGUCUUGCAGCCACUGAGAUAUCAAAGCUGAAGACCAAGGUUGAUGAUUUGGAGAGAGCAUUGCAUCAGACAAAGACCUUCCAGGCAGAAGCUGAGAGAGAGAUUGCAUCAUACCAGAAUGAGCUUGCUGGAUUAAGAAUGGAAAAAACCCUCCUCCUGUCAGAGUCACAGGCACUACGAAAUCAAUGUGAGAUAACAGUUGCUGAGAAAGACCAACAGAUUGCAGAACUACAGAAGCUGCAGCAAGACAGGAUUGUUAAGAAAUCAGAAAUCUCUGAUGGGAGCAAUUAUCCAGUCAAGAUAUUAGAAACUGUCUCCCUUGCUGGAAGUGCAGACAUUCCUGAGGAAAUCAAGCAUGUUUUAGAUGAGAAAAAUCAGCUUCAAAAUGAACUGCAGCGUUGUCUUCAGGAGAUACACCAGAAGGAUCUUCAUUUUCAGCAGAUUAAUUCAAAGGUUUUGCAGUCAGCAGAAGAGAAUGCCAUCUUGUCUGCUCAGUUAAAGACCAUGUCUCAGACUCUAAGGGAUAAUCAGCUUCGUUACACUGAUUUGCAAAAUCGUUAUUUAAGAUUGGAGAGAGAAUAUCAGACAAUGCAAGUGACAUCCUUUCAAGGCACUGUUCAGGAUGAAGCUAGAACAGAAGUUCCCCCAGGAGCACCACAGGAAAGAUCAGCAGUUAUUGUUGAGAUAGACAAUAUGGAGCUAAAUGAACUCAGAAAAAGACUUGCAGAGACUGAGCAACAGUAUGAUUCAAUGCAGCAGGCUCUCUCCCAGAUGACAGAAAUGCUGUCAGAGGAGAAGAGGAGAAGAGAAGCUGCAGAGGAGGCUCUUGGGCUCUCUGAGGAGUUAAGUAACAGGUAA